AGACGACCUUGAUAUGGGGAGACUAUCCUCAAUUAUCCAGAUGUGCCCAGUGUCAUCAGAAGGAUCCUUACUCCAGCAAAGAAUGUGGCCCUGUUGAUACCUCCUGGAUUUUAGCCCAGCAAGACCCACUUUGAACUUGUGACCUCUGGAGCUGGAAGAUGAUAAGUUUGUGUUUUAAGUCACUAAGUUGGUGGUCAUUUGUUACAGUGGCAGUAGGAGACCUGCCGCUCCCCGAUCUCUGCGAGGAGCCUCAUAAGCAGCCUUCACCUGGUCUUGGGACCGAAUAGGGCUGGCCUGGGGCUGAGCAUUUGCCUGUCUCCAGAUAGCGAGGGCAGUGGCCAGGCAGCCAUGGCUGGGGUACAUCAUGGGCUGGGCCUAUUGCUGGUGCUACUGUUGCCCGCAGUCCCUGCCUCCUCGCCAGGCACCGUGGUCCGAAUCAACAGGGCGGCAUUGAGCUAUGUGUCUGAUGUUGGGAAAGUCCCUCUCCAGCAUGCCCUGAAGAUCAUAGUUCCACCUUUUCUGGACUGGAGUGGUGAGAUGCUUCAGCCCACCAGGAUCCAGAUUCUGGGUGUCCACGUGCCCCACCUCGACCUGAAAUUCAUUGCUGGUUUUGGGCUACAUCUGAUGGCAACAGCCAAUUUCACCAUCAAGGUCUUUAGCGUCCCUGAACCUCUGGAGCUGAUACUGCCCAUGACACUGACAGCAGAUGCCCGCGUGGCCCAGGGUCCCAUCAGGACCCCUGUGGUCAGCAUCUCUACCUGCUCCCCACUCUUCAGUCCCGCCAGUGUUCUUGAUGGCAGUAACAGCACCUCCCCUAUGCUGCUGGUUCUGGUGCAGAAGCAUGUUAAAGCCAUCCUGAGCAACAAGGUGUGCCUGCGCAUCUCCAACCUGGUGCAGGGCCUCAAUGUCCACCUGGGCACCUUGAUUGGCCUUAGCCCCGUGGGUCCUGAGUCCCAGAUUCGCUACUCCAUGAUCAGCGAGCCUGUCAUCACUGGUGACUACAUUGCCUUGGAUGUCAACGCUGUCCUCUUCCUGCUGGGCCAGCCCAUCGUCCUGCCCCUGGAUGCUGCCUCCUUCGUGUUACCCUGGCCUGUGGGUGUCAAGGGUGCCAUGGCGACUCUGGGCCUCUCCCAGCAACUGUUCGACUGUGUCCUGCUGCUGCUGCAGAAGGCUGGCGCCCUCAACCUGGACGUCACAGGGGAACUGAAUUCCGAGGACAACCCACUGAACACCUCUGCACUGGGCCGGCUCAUCCCUGAGGUGGCCCGCCAAUUUCCCAACCCCAUGCCCCUGGUGCUCAAGGUGCAGCUGGGAGCCACACCUGCAGUCACGUUCCAUCCCCACAAUGCCACACUGCGGCUGCAGCCCUUUGUGGAAGUCCUGGCUGUGUCCUCUAACUCGGCUUUCCAGUCCCUCUUCUCCCUGGAGGUGGUGGUGAACCUGAGCCUACAGCUGUCGGUGUCCAAGGUGAAGCUCCGGGGUGCCACAUCGGUGCUGGGGGACAUCCGGCUCGUGGUGGCUGCCUCCAACGUGGGCUUCGUCGAUGUGGAGCAGGUACACGCACUUGUGGGCACCCUGUUCGAGAAGCCACUGCUGGAUCACCUCAAUGCUCUCCUGGGGAUGGGAAUCGCUCUCCCCAGUGUGGUUAACCUUUACUUCACCAAUCCUGAGGUCUUUGUGUAUGAGGGAUAUGUCGUGAUAUCCAGUGGACUCUUCUACCAGCGCUGACGCAGGGCCACUGGGAGGGCUGCGGGGGAGCCAGCCUUGCUGCUCAGGAGCUUUCUGCCUUCAAACCACUGGGGAAACUGAGGCAAAGACACAGGCAUCAUGGCCAGCAAACCGGCGGGGCUGUCUGAUCUUCACCGAGUACCAGAUCCCUCUCCUGCAGCCCCUCCUCAUCUCUUCUUCCUUAUCUUCUUCUCCCCUCACUGCCCCUCUCCUCCACCCUCCACCCCUCCUAAGGGAACAGCUUGCUCCUCCAAGUUAUCCAGACUUCUCUCCUCCUGCAUUAAACAUCCCUUGAGCUGCAAGUUCCAGCCAAGCCCAGCAAA
Molecule: messenger RNA, 2051 nt
Organism: Chinchilla lanigera (long-tailed chinchilla)
Lineage: Eukaryota; Metazoa; Chordata; Mammalia; Rodentia; Chinchillidae
Gene: Bpifb2
Product: BPI fold containing family B, member 2
Exons: 18
Coding region: 349-1728 (459 amino acids)
Molecular function (GO): lipid binding
Source: RefSeq, a predicted model, not a curated record